Oppia nitens is the source of this 2359-nucleotide messenger RNA. Its product is annotated as TBC1 domain family member 17-like. NCBI's taxonomy places the organism in Eukaryota, Metazoa, Arthropoda, Arachnida, Sarcoptiformes, Oppiidae. The record is from RefSeq and is a predicted model, not a curated record. The coding region runs from base 345 to 2291 and encodes 648 amino acids. Gene Ontology annotation, molecular function: GTPase activator activity. Gene Ontology annotation, biological process: activation of GTPase activity. The transcript is spliced from 7 exons.
GAAAAAUAAAAUAAAAACUAUUUUUAUAGUCAUCUCUUGAUAUGUAAUGUUAUAUCGAUUUGUUUGUCAUCAUUGGUAUCGACUCAGUGUUUGUCUUCAACUAUUACCGCAUCACUCAAAGACAUCCAUCAGUUGAUGACAUAGUUUGCUGUGAAAAGUGCUAAACAUUUGACCGUUUAAUUGAUUUUUCUUGUUUUAAGACAAAUAUAACUAUCGAUGCAUUUGAUAGACAUUGCAAUCGACGACAACUCAAGAGCCAAACAAAAACUUUUUAUUAAUUAAGUGGUCUAUUAAUAGUUGGGAAGUCAUUGACCGAUAGAUUGAUCACUAAAAAACGGGUGAAAAUGUCGGAAACAGUACGCUUUGUAACGGCCGCUGCCAACCGAGGCAACGGCGACACCGCCGCCAACGGACAGACGGCCGAAGAGAUGCACGAAUUCAUAACAUUUCAGCGCCAACUUUCGCGGCCAACCGAUCACUACCGACCCAAACAUCUGUCCGUACCGCCCACUGCUGCAGACAAUCCAUACGCUCCGCCGCCCAAACCGGGACACACAACAGCGCACACCUAUCUGUCAAAGUUUUUGAAGGAUCCGAUCGCCACAUCGUUAAACUCAUUCAGUCGGGUCACAAAUCUGGUGACGAGUCCCACCUUUUAUGAUGAGGACUAUUUGGCCUCAUUGCCAGCUCUGCAUCUGUUGCGGCCACCGGGAAAUGCCGAACGAGUCCACCGAAAUAGUCCAACCCAUGAGUUUAGCGAACAGCCACUGAUCGACUCGAUUUCUGGCGUCACUAACUUCAAUGUUGUCAAUAAACUAUCGGACGUUCCUCUACCACCACCAGCUCUGCCAUUGAUUCCAUGUACUGAACCUCAAUGUCGUCUCUCACCGCUAACGCCACAAGACUUGUUUGACGACAACUGUCCUUUGCUUACUGUCGAUCAACUUCUGGAACGAAUUUUUCGAGGCGGUUUAAGUGAUAAUGAGUUUCGUCAGCGAUUGUGGCCAUUGGUAUUGGGUUUGACCGAUAGUGUUGACGAGUUUGACUGGACUCAACUUUCCGAUCUGUUCGAGAUAUACAACACUCAAUGGAAUGCUAUACUUCCCGACCAGGAGUUAAGAUUUACGGCAUAUCGCGAAAGAAAAUCAUUAAUCGAAAGGGAUGUAAUUCGUUGUGAUCGCACCCACCAGUUUUAUAAGGGAACGUCCGAUAAUUUGGAAAAGUUGAAGGCCUUAUUGCUGACCUACACUAUGUAUGACUUUGACACUGGCUAUGUUCAGGGUAUGUCUGAUUUGGCGUCGCCUUUGCUGUAUGUAAUGGACGGCGACGUUAUGAAAGCCUUUUGGUGUUUCGUACGAGUCAUGAAAUUAAUUGGAACUAAUUUCGAGAUGUCUCAGUCGUCGAUCAAAUUUCAAUUAGAAAUGUUAUGGAAAUUAAUUGAAUUGACUGAUCCCUGUUUUGCACAAUACUUAGCAAAUAAAGAUUCGACUAAUUGUUAUUUCGCUUUCCGAUGGAUUGUCUGCCAAUUUAAGAGAGAGUUUAUGAAAACAGAAAACGAUGGCUACGAUGACUGUCUGACACUAUGGGAGAGCAUAUGGUCGGCGCAUAUAAUGAGAAAGUUGACCACAAAAUCCGAUACAGAGCUAAUAGACUGCACCACCGAUAGUAGUACACAAUUAUUGUCAGCAGCAGCAGCUGGUGAGGAUACCAGUGCUACAAACACUGCGACCACUACUUCACCAGCAGCUAGAGUGCCGAAACCAUUGGGCAGUCAUGAAAAGAUCAAUAAGAGUCUGAGUACGGGUGCGCUCGACUCGAAUCCUAUAGAAGUACCGGACGUAAAGUUUCGUAACGGAUCUCACGCCCGGUCACGCAGUUUUCGCGUGAAACCCGAUCGCAGCGACGGCCCACCAAAAACACCGACAAAGAAGGAGAGCAACAAUGACUGGGCAUUCAAAGCACCCGAAAAACAUCUGACGGACGCCGAGCUCUACUCACUAGCGAUAUGCCUGUCAAUCAUCAGAAGGGAAAGGGAUAUAAUAAUGGCUCAACAAUUGGACGCAACUGACAUCUUAAAGCACUUCAAUACACUGCAACUGAACAGUGAAUUGGAGAAUAUAUUACUACACGCGUCGCACAUCUGGUAUUGGCUGACCCACGACUCGGGCGAAUCGCUUCUAUAUAAACAAUCGGAACAACCGGUCAAUGAGGCCAACGACGACUUUGACCUCUUGCCUGACUCACUGCCCGAUGUCGACGACUACUUCAUAAUCAAUGCAUCGAAUAUCUGAUUGCCUGACAAUCCGAAAGUUUAAACAAAUUUUUAUUUAAUAUAUAUAUUAUUUUGUUGUUAAUAAAA